AGCUUGUUUUGGAGGAAGUGAACACGGCUCGGCUAGCAGCUAGCACGUUAGCUUGACGGGAAAAGCGAGCGUCAACGGGAACAGAGCGAAACAGACCAUUGUACUAAAUCGCUUAUAUUCCACGAAGGGAGGAUUAUAUCUGCAGUGGCAGUGUUUAUUUUGAUUAGCAGAGUUAGCUGCCGGCUAGCUAUUGGAGAUUAUUUAGCUGUCGACGUGUUGUUUUCUUACGGCAGACAUUUGUAGGAGCAGUUAGCCUCUAAGCUAGCCUACGCGUUAGCUAACGCUUCCAACCGAGGCAGAGGAAAAGUCCACUUUUCAUAUUUUAUUUCACCACAGGAUCAUCGCCCAGCUGUGGCACAAUGACAUCAAGGAAGAAAGUACUACUCAAAGUCAUCAUUCUGGGAGACUCUGGAGUUGGCAAGACCUCAUUGAUGAACCAGUAUGUGAAUAAGAAGUUCAGUAACCAGUACAAAGCCACAAUAGGUGCUGAUUUCCUGACGAAAGAAGUGAUGGUGGAUGACAGACUUGUCACAAUGCAGAUUUGGGACACAGCAGGUCAGGAGAGGUUUCAGUCCUUAGGCGUCGCGUUCUACCGUGGAGCAGACUGCUGUGUCCUGGUGUUUGAUGUGACUGCACCCAACACUUUCAAGACUCUAGACAGCUGGAGAGACGAGUUCUUGAUCCAGGCCAGCCCCCGAGACCCAGAGAACUUCCCCUUUGUGGUACUGGGCAAUAAGAUUGACUUGGAGAACAGACAGGUAACAACCAAGCGAGCACAGGCUUGGUGUCAGAGCAAGAACAACAUCCCUUAUUUCGAAACCAGCGCCAAGGAGGCUAUCAAUGUGGAGCAGGCCUUCCAGACUAUUGCACGCAAUGCCCUUAAACAGGAGACCGAGGUGGAGUUGUACAAUGAGUUCCCUGAGCCGAUAAAGCUGGACAGGAACGAGCGAGCCAAGCCGUCAGCUGAGACAUGCAGCUGCUGAGGACUAUGAAGAUCUUCUGGGGUCGUCACUGCCCUCACUACCCUGUCUUGCCUUGUCUAUAUAUCCCCUUUUCCCAUGGCCCACUGUGUUAAUCUCCAACGCCCAACAUACAAGGAGCAUCCCACUCAUAGAGUAUACAACUACACACACAAACAUGCUGCACUCACCUCCUUAUGUACACAAAACACAUUUUCUAUAAAAGAAGAGUCUCUUAGCCCAAAGAACACCUUAAGGAAACGUGAAAUUUACUUGUAUGUUGCUCUUUACUUUCCAGUGUUCCACUACAUAAUUUUUCAUGGUGAUGGUGGUUUGGGCUCAUCUCAUUUGCAGUUCCAUGUGUAUCGCUGCUUCCACACCCAGUUUUGGUCCAUACUGCUUUUACUUGGAAACUUUAAGUGGUAAAUUGAAGCAUUAUCUCUACAUGUACGUGUUGAUGAGUAAAGUUUAAAAAAAUG
This is a messenger RNA of Labrus mixtus (cuckoo wrasse), 1438 nucleotides long. RefSeq names its product ras-related protein rab7. Gene Ontology annotation, biological process: phagosome-lysosome fusion; endosome to lysosome transport. Lineage: Eukaryota; Metazoa; Chordata; Actinopteri; Labriformes; Labridae. The transcript has 6 exons. The coding region runs from base 360 to 983 and encodes 207 amino acids. Gene Ontology annotation, molecular function: GTPase activity; GTP binding. The record is from RefSeq and is a predicted model, not a curated record. Gene Ontology annotation, cellular component: phagocytic vesicle; late endosome; lysosome.